Messenger RNA from Hemicordylus capensis (graceful crag lizard), 701 nucleotides. RefSeq names its product meiosis/spermiogenesis associated 1 (gene MEIG1). Gene Ontology annotation, cellular component: nucleus. NCBI's taxonomy places the organism in Eukaryota, Metazoa, Chordata, Lepidosauria, Squamata, Cordylidae. The transcript is spliced from 5 exons. Bases 116 to 505 code for a protein of 129 amino acids. The record is from RefSeq and is a predicted model, not a curated record.
UGAGGGUGAGUUUCGGUCCUCAGCGGGAAUUGGGAGGAGAGUCGCCGUGGGGCUUGGUUUUUGACGGGAGAAGUGCUCUGUGAGGGUGGGCGUCGUGGCAGAGAGGAAGUUAGCGAUGGUAGAAAAGAAUGGAGUUCCUAUGGAAAAUCCAUUUGUGUUCAUGGAUAAUAAUGAUGUACCAUGUACAUCUGGAGAGGUACUUAUGGCAGAUGUGCCUGGUAUGUCAUUCAGUAGAGAAGACAUUAGCUUUGAAGAUACCAAAGUAACUGGUGACAUCUCCGGAGCUGCAGCCAGCAUUGACAUAAAACCGAAAUCCAUACAACGUGCCAAAACAUGGUCAGAUGAAGUUGAGAAUCUGUACAGAUUUCAGCGAGCUGGAUAUAGGGAUGAGAUUGAAUAUAAGCAAGUGAAGCAGGUUGAUAUGGAUUCACGGGAGGAGAUGGAUUUGUGGUAUCCACAAAAAAUGGCUGCCUUGUGGAAAGGUGGCCAGAAACUGGAUUUGUGAAGAAACUUCAGAGAAGGGAUAAUACUUUCUAUUAUUAUGAUAAGGAAAGAGAAUGUGAAGACAAAGAAGUUCAUAAAGUUAGAGUUUAUGCUUACUAAUUUUUAUUUCAGCCUACAGGUUUUUAAAAGUAAAAUGGCUGAAAUUAUUGUUUGUAGUAAAUGAAAUGUCAGCCAUUAAACAAGUUUUCUGAAAUUAA